CAGCGAAGAAUGACUUGUCGAAUUGACGUCCAUUUAACUGAAAUACUAAGUUGGAGACAUGGUCUCCGAAUACCCUUCGAGCUGCGGGAUUGUGCGAAGAUCAUUUUGUUGUGAUGUCCUUUAAAAACUCACAAAAAAUAAAAUUGCGUAGAGAUGCCGUACCAAUUCCGUACGACAAAGAUGCCUCUUCUGCACAUAAAGAUAAUAUAGAAAUAAGAGAGGUACAAAGGGACGUUGCAGAAUUAUCUUUAUCCAAUCACCAAAAUAUUAUAUUAGAAAAAGAAGAACUUCAACAGUCUGCAGUACGAACAUAUGGAUCUGGAACUGUACUUUUCGACAUUACUGCAGAAGAGGAAGAUGUCAUGGAAUGGAUGCAUUUGGAACCAGAACCACACACACGUGAGAAUGUGAAACGUUUAUGUAAUCAAGAUUCAGUGGAACAUUUGUUUUCAAAACUUCGACAACGCGGAAGAUUUAAUCCUAAUCCAACC
Molecule: messenger RNA, 491 nt
Organism: Harpegnathos saltator (Jerdon's jumping ant)
Lineage: Eukaryota; Metazoa; Arthropoda; Insecta; Hymenoptera; Formicidae
Exons: 3
Source: RefSeq, a predicted model, not a curated record